UACACGCGAGCGGACGUCACCACGUCACAACUAUUAAGUUUUCGAUAAAGUAUUACAACGAGAACCAUAAUUGACGUUUGUGUGAUAGUGCUGUGAUUUUUAUUGUUGUUAUAAUAAAGAUGAUUAUUGAGUGAAUUAAAUGCUGUAUGUCGGCCUUGACGCGGCCCGACGUCGAUACCGAAUCCGGAUCAACGAAACCGCGACGACCAGACCGGGCCGUGUACGUUCCGAGGGCCCUGCGUGCCAACGAAAGCACGGAGGAGAAUCGAACCGAAAGCAAGAAGGCAACUCCCGAAGGGAAGUGUCCGAAAUCACCGGCGUCCAAAGAUAAAUCUGCACACGGCACACCAAAAAAAUCUCUCGGCAAACAGUUCUGCAACGUAUACACUCCACCGCACCUGAGGAACCAGACGGCAGCGGGCCCCGGAGCAGUCAGUCCGCCGGCCGAGGAUAAGCAGGAGCCUGCAGUGCCAAAUAGUGAUAGUGCAAUAUCGUUUAGUGAUAAUAGUUAUAACGAAGUAGACGAGGCAGAGAAUUUCUAUAUAGGUGAUUAUUUCGCAAACGGACAGUUAGGAUUUUAUAGGCCGAGCUACUACGAUUACGAGGGUAACAAUUACGAAGACGGCUGGAAAUCAAAUGAGUCUAACGAACUGAAUAUGGCCGCUCCAGAAACUCACAGCAAUAUUAUUGAUAAUGAUUAUUUAUAUAAGAAAGACGAGGACGUCGAGGCGAACGAGUUGAAGCGCGCCUCGCAGGAAAUAAACAGAAGCAGUAAGAGAAUUAUUAAGCAGAGCUUCGACUCUGACGUGCUAGUUAUAUCGGACCCGAUCGAGGAGGCGCCCAGUCCGAAAGAUGUCAGCGAGAACGAGUCCCCGGCCGUCGAGGAGAAGGAAGAAGAGACUGUUAAGAAGCCGAAACCAAAACUAGAGGCCAAAGUUUCCUUGAAACGAGAGGAGAAUGACUGGGACGCAGUUUUCGACGACAGCGGCGAAUGCCUAGACCCCUCCUUACUGGAGGAGUUAACGUCGACAGUCGGCAAGGUGCACAUUAGCAAAGCGAAGAAUAAUUACGACCAGUACCAAACGAGGGGUCAGGCUUUGUUCAACGGCCCCUACGACGAGACCUUCGGCCACGUGAUCGAGGUGUACGACUUCCCCAGCGAGUUCAAGACGAAUGAUAUAUUUUCGUUGUUCAGUGAAUACAAGGACACUGGUUUCGAGAUUAAGUGGGUGGACGAUACGCACGCACUGAUCGUGUUCAGCAGCGCCAAAAUAGCUGCGGAGGUGCUGUCGAUACAGAGGCCGCUGGCGAAGUGUCGACCGCUGCACGCCGCCACGCUCGAAUCACGGAACAAGGCGAAGAAAUGCGCCGAGUUCCUGCAACCAUACAGGCAGCGGCCGGAGACGUGCACGGCGCUGGCGCGGCGCCUCGUGUCGGGCGCGCUGGGCGUGCGCCUCAGCACGGCGCGGCAGGAGCGCGCCGAGGAGCGCCGCCUCAUCACGCUGGCGCGCGAGAAGAAGCGACUGUCGGCGCUGCACAAGCAGGAGGCGUGGGACGGCUCGCUCGCCAACAGCGCGCUCGACGCGUAGCCCCCCCCUCCACACACACAAAGUUACGACAUUGUGCAGACGAAUGCCGAGUCAGCGUGCCGGAGCGUCGACAUCUCGUCUACUAAAUAAUAAUUAAAAAUAAGAAACUCUCAAAUAUAUGUAUAUUAUACGUAAAGUUAAAUAAUUUCUAAUGAUAGAUAAUUUUUAAAGAACGAAUAAAUUAGUUAAAUCGAGUGAGUGACGGGGACGCCCCGCCCACACGCGUCGCCGUCCCGCUCGCACGCGGCGCCGUCCCGCUCGCACGCGUCGUCCCGCUCUACGUCACGGCACGCUGGUCAAAGUCAAAUUGACUGAUUUGAGUUUAAAGUAAUUGGUAAUUCAUCGGCGGCAGCCGGUGACGUAACAAUCCAUCAACGAGCGUUCACUUGGCUCAAAAUUUCUGAAACCGGCAGGUAUUUUAUUGAGUGCCUCCACACACUGGCGACGCACUGUCUAACUUAUGAUGUCCUUCCUAAGGCAAAGCGGGCGGCGUCUAAUGUGUUGUUAUCUUGUAUUGCGUUCGUGUACCGACGGAUGGCGCCGACUGGACUAGCUUAAAUGUAUAUUACUAACGUAUUCAAUUUGAAAAUGAUUAUGUACUGUGAAAUGUAACGUUUUUACUCGUAGCGCCAUCUAGCGGUGGUCUGGAGGCUCAAACUAUAUUGUAUUUACUUCCCCUUGGCGCGAAGAUGUCGCCGAGGAAACGAAGUGUUUUGAAAUUAUACGAAAUCGUUAUAUAAUAUUUACUUGUCAAACGAACAGAAAAAAACGAUCUUAAUGGUUCUUAUUAGUUUUUUGGCCACCUCAAGCGGUUUGGGAUUCAUUAUGUUCGGUAUUGACC
Vanessa atalanta (red admiral) is the source of this 2430-nucleotide messenger RNA. RefSeq lists its product as uncharacterized. Gene Ontology annotation, molecular function: RNA 7-methylguanosine cap binding; mRNA binding. The coding region runs from base 147 to 1589 and encodes 480 amino acids. The transcript is spliced from 6 exons. NCBI's taxonomy places the organism in Eukaryota, Metazoa, Arthropoda, Insecta, Lepidoptera, Nymphalidae. The record is from RefSeq and is a predicted model, not a curated record.